Spirometra erinaceieuropaei is the source of this 444-nucleotide messenger RNA. The record is from the annotation of a GenBank genome assembly. Lineage: Eukaryota; Metazoa; Platyhelminthes; Cestoda; Diphyllobothriidea; Diphyllobothriidae.
AUGGUCAAUUUUUACCGUCGGUUCCUACCGAACUGUGCCGACCUCAUGCUGCCGCUCAACAACAUGCUUUCUGGUCCCAAAGGUCCCCUCGAGCUGACUGGUGAAGCACUGCCUGCUUUUGAGAGAAUCAAGAAUUCCUCUGCCGAUGCCACCUUACUUACACAUCCAGCUCCCCAAGCUCAGCUGUCUCUGAAGGUAGAUGCUUCGACCGUAGCCGUAGGUUCAGUCCUUCAACAACACCUCGCUGGUUCGACUCAACCACUUUCCUUUUUCUCCAAAAAGCUCUUACCAGCUGAGACACGCUACAGUACCUUUGGCCGUAAACUACUUGCCAUUUACCUGGCGGUGAAGCAUUUCCGGCAUUUCCUUGAAGGUCGUGACUUCGCUGUUUUCACUGACCACAAACCGUUGACAUUUGCACUUCGAUCCUACUCCGACAAGUAG